UUUAUGCCACUGCCACUGUACCGGCAUUAAAAUGGCAUUAAUUGUACCAAAAUCUAAGCCAUCACAAAGUCAUGCUUUCUUUUUAUCCCUUUUAACAGUGCAAAUUCACUCAACAUGAAGCUUAGAGAUCUCCAACCAUUAGAACUGUGUAAAGUAAAUUAAGGAUAUCUUAAUAGUGAUCUAGUAAAUAUUGUUUUUGGAAGAAUCUAUUAGGUUGUUUUCAUUUGGCAAAAGCUGCUAAAUCUAUGCUCACGUGGGCUGCAUUUUCCCCCCUCUUCAGGCGGGCUGAUUCACUUGCACCUCGCCAUGAAAAGGACCACUCUUGUUAUUGGUUUAUCUAUCAUUUAUUUAUUGAUAGGAAUGUGGUAGGCUUGAGGUACUGGGCUCACGUUGAAUGCAUGCAGGAUUUCAUGGUCUUUGUGAAGGACAAUAUUGGUUUUAAGAAGAAUAUGGAGAUUAAGAAGAACAUUUUGGUUUUGUUUGGAGUAUUGUGGUGCUUUUGCAUUUGUGGCUCGGCAAAACGAGGGACACCACCCUAUCAUAGUAGAUUCAUAAAGGAGGCAACACAAUCUCCCACAGUAGCAUCUUAUGACUACAUAAUUGUGGGAGGGGGAACAGCUGGUUGUCCAUUAGCAGCAACACUUUCACAGAACUUCACUGUAUUGCUAUUGGAAAGAGGAGGAAGCCCAUAUGGGAACAACAAUAUUACAAGGCUAGAGAAUUUUUCAGAAAACCUGGGGGACAAUUCCCCAACUGCGCCCUCUCAACAAUUUGUUUCAGAAGAUGGUGUUUAUAACCACAGAGCCCGUGUGUUGGGAGGAGGGAGCUGCCUCAAUGCAGGGUUUUACACCAGAGCAGCCCCCGUGUACGUUGAAGAUGCAGGAUGGGAUGGGCAGCUUGUGAAUGAAUCGUAUCCUUGGGUGGAGAAAAUAGUUGCCCAUAGGCCUAUUGUCAGACAAUGGCAAACUGCUGUUUAUAAUGCACUUAUUGAUGUGGGAAUUACUCCUAGUAAUGGGUUUACAUAUGACCAUAAAUAUGGUACUAAGGUUGGGGGAUCUAUCUUUGACACCCAAGGAAAUCGACACACUGCAGCUGACCUCCUUGGGUAUGCAGAUCCUAAAAAGCUUACUGUCUUGCUUCGAGCCAAUGUACAUAAGGUGUACUUCACCACGCAAGGAGUGAGCAGACCUGCAGCUUCUGGUGUUAUGUAUACAGAUGCAAAUGGACAAACACAUACUGCUUAUCUGACAAGGAGGACAGGAAGUGAGGUAAUAAUCUCAGCAGGUUCUCUGGGGAGCCCACAGCUGCUAAUGCUGAGUGGAGUUGGACCAGCAGAUCAUCUGACAUCUUUUGGCAUUCCAGUGGUGGUGAAUCUGCCCGCUGUGGGAGAAGGUAUGUCAGACAAUCCAAUGAAUUCCAUAUAUGUUCCAUCCCCAAAUCUGGUGGAGGCUUCUCUCAUAGAAGUUGUGGGUAUCACUAAUGUGGGAAGUUACAUUGAGGCUGCCAGCAUAGAUUAUACUUCAUCCUCCCGCAGGAAUUAUGGAAUGAUGUCUCCUGAGAUAGGGCAGUUGGCUACAGUUCCUCCAAAGCAAAGAACAAAAAAGGCCAUAGCCCAUGCAGUACAGAUGCAGAAACUUCUGCCAGACAUAGCAUUCAGGGGAGGCUUCAUUCUUGAAAAGAUCAUGGGUCCCCUUUCUUCAGGCCAACUUAGACUCCGCACCACCAAAGUUGAGGACAACCCAUCUGUGACAUUCAACUACUUUCAGAACCCACUGGACCUGCAACGUUGUGUGGCAGGCAUGCAGAUCAUUGAAAAUUUGGUGAAAUCACCCAAGUUCAUCAACUUCACCUAUUCUUCAAACACAAUGGAGCAGCUUUUAAAUUUCACAACCACUUGGCCUAUUAAUGUGCUUCCUAAGCACAAGAAUGACAACUCCUCGUUGCAACAGUUCUGCAAGGACACAGUGAUGACAAUUUGGCAUUACCAUGGAGGAUGUCAAGUUGGGCGUGUAGUAGAUCAGAAUUACCGUGUUUUUGGAGUGGAUGCAUUGAGGGUUAUUGAUGGUUCCACCUUUAAUGCCUCACCAGGCACCAAUCCUCAAGCCACUGUUAUGAUGCUUGGCAGGUACAUGGGAGUCAAGAUAUUGGAGGAAAGAGGGCAGUAUAGAAGGCAAUGACACUGAUAAAGGAGGAGAAUAAUUGAAGUAAAAAUUAGGGACUGAACAGAUUAUUCAUUGUUUAUGUAUUUUGUUGUAUGGGAUUAAGCAGCGUGAAGUUUACAAAUAACAUCUGUAACAGCAACAGUAUAUAUAUUUUUAAUUGGAUUAAGUUGUAUUCCUUUUCCAUUAAA
Messenger RNA from Cryptomeria japonica (Japanese cedar), 2350 nucleotides. Its product is annotated as protein HOTHEAD. Gene Ontology annotation, molecular function: flavin adenine dinucleotide binding; oxidoreductase activity, acting on CH-OH group of donors. Lineage: Eukaryota; Viridiplantae; Streptophyta; Pinopsida; Cupressales; Cupressaceae. The record is from RefSeq and is a predicted model, not a curated record. The transcript has 6 exons. The coding region runs from base 246 to 2177 and encodes 643 amino acids.